AAGUAACUGUUGUCAUGGAAACGUAUGAACACAAGCCUCCACAACAGCCAGUAGUACUGUAUGUUAUUUAGGUGUGAUUGAUCACGUUGUUAGCCAUGUUCGGAAUUCAGAUCAGAGAUGGAGAAUACACGAAAACUGUCUACGUAAUGAUCAGGGACCAGCGAUAUGGAGAGGCUAUUCAGGUGCUUAACAAUGUUUUACGAACAAAUUCCAAUUCAAGAGCUGGACUUUCAUUACUUGCAUACUGUUACUUCUAUACUCAAGAUUUUGUAAAUGCUGCAGAUUGCUAUGAGCAGCUGACAGCUCUUGUCCCUGAAGAAACAGAGUACAAAUUGUAUUAUGCUCAGUCUUUGUAUCAGGCCUGUCUGUAUGAGGAGGCUAUGAAAGUUACAUCUCAGAUAGAUGAUCCAGCAUAUACCACCAAGGUAAAUAAAUUAAAAGCUGCCAUAAAAUAUGGAGAAGAAGAUCUGGCUGGAGCAAAGGGUCUCGUGGACAGUGGUCCAGCUGAUGACCCUGAUACGGAAAUUAACCUUGGAUGUCUGCUAUAUAAGGAAGGAAGAUAUGAAGAUGCCUUGCAAAAAUUCACAUCAGCAGUACAGAUUUUGGGAUAUAACCCACACCUUUCAUACAACAUAGCUCUUUGCUAUUACAGGCUGAAAGAAUAUGCUCCAGCUUUAAAGCAUAUUUCUAAUGUUAUAGAAAGGGGUAUCACAGAACACCCAGAGUUGAGCAUUGGAAUGGCUACAGAAGGGAUUGAAGUACGAAGUGUGGGUAACACACUUACUCUCCAUGAAACAGCUCUCAUAGAGUCAUUUAAUCUUCGGGCGGCUAUCGAAUACCAGCACAAGAAAUAUGAAGCCGCUAGGGAAGCUUUAACUGAUAUGCCUCCAAGGUCUGAGGAAGAACUAGAUGCUGUUACACUCCAUAAUCAAGCACUGAUGAAUAUGGACACAAAGCCCACAGAAGGAUUUGAAAAGCUUCAGUUCUUAUUGCAACAAAACCCAUUUCCUCCUGAAACAUUUGGAAAUCUCUUGCUGCUUUAUUGUAAAUAUGAGUAUUUCGACCUGGCAGCUGAUGUUCUUGCAGAUAAUGCAAGCCUUACAUACAAAUAUCUCACUCCAUAUCUCUAUAGUUUCCUAGAUGCACUGAUAACACAACAAACCUCCCCUGAAGAGGCAUACAAAAAAUUUGAUGAUAUUGCAUCAAAACAUACAGAACAGCUCAGGAAAUUAACAAAGCAAGUGCAGGAGGCCAGACAAAAUCUUGAUGAUGAAUUUGUGAAAAGAGCUGUUGCAGAAUAUGAGGAUGCUUUGGACAGGUACAUACCAGUACUUAUGGCACAAGCUAAAAUUUACUGGGACAUGGAAAACUAUGCACAAGUUGAGAAAAUAUUUCGUAAGUCAGUGGAAUUUUGCAGUGAAAAUGAUACAUGGAAACUUAAUGUGGCUCAUGUAUUGUUCAUGCAGGAAAAUAAGUUCAAAGAAGCUACAGGAUUUUAUGAACCAAUUGUCAAGAAAUAUUUUGAUAGUAUUCUUAGUAUCAGUGCUGUAGUACUUGCAAAUUUAUGUGUGUCUUAUAUAAUGACAUCUCAAAAUGAAGAAGCUGAAGAAUUAAUGAGAAAAAUUGAAAAGGAAGAAGAGCAACUAUCAUUUGAAGACCCUGAUAAGAAGAUAUUUCACCUCUGCAUUGUCAACCUUGUCAUUGGUACACUGUAUUGUGCAAAAGGCAAUUAUGAAUUUGGAAUAUCACGUGUAAUUAAAAGUCUUGAACCUUAUAACAAGAAACUUGGCACUGACACUUGGUUUUAUGCUAAAAGAUGUUUCCUUUCCUUGAUUGAAAACUUGGCGAAGCACAUGAUUGUUGCCAAAGACUCUGUAUUCCAGGAGUGCAUACAAUUUUUGGAACACUGUGAAGUCUAUGGCAGAGAUGUUAAAACAGUGAUACUGCAGCCACUUGAAGAGCCUCACUUACAUCAGGGGAAAAAUACAGUGACAUAUGAAGCUCGACUCCUAAAGGCAUUGCUCCUAAGACUACAAAUGUAUUAGCCAAAUUGCAUGUUGGAGGAAUAUGCCAGGAAAGAAGAGUAAUAUAGCAACAGAAAAGAUCAUAACAUGUUCAGUGGAAUUACAAAAAGUCACUCUUUUGUUCUCACAGUAGUUUUUCAGGGAUACUUUGUCAAUGUAUAUCACUUGCUUAUGUAUUUUGUUGGAAAUUGACAAAUGUGAGAAGGAAGAUAAGAACUACGGUUCAGGCAUGAGAGAAAUAGGAAACCCACAGAAAGCAGAAAAAUUAUGUUUCUCGUAUUACCACUUUUUCACACUAAAAAUGUGUGACAAAAUUUGUUGGAGAUCUUAUCCUUUUUUCAGCAGUCUUGUAAUAGGUACUCCAUAAUUUGCCUCAAAAGCAACUCUCUUCACACCAGAAAUGGAAUUUUGGUAGUUAUUUUUUCAAACUGGAGAGCACACAGCUGGUCGUGUACAUGUACUAUUAUUAGUGGUGCUGUGGCUUUUAGUCUUAUUUAAGUAUAAGUAUUUAUUUAAUUACAACUAUUAAUUGUAUUUACAUUUAGUUAGAUAUUACUCUGCAAAUACAUGUA
Messenger RNA from Schistocerca nitens (vagrant locust), 2596 nucleotides. RefSeq names its product tetratricopeptide repeat protein 30A (gene Ttc30). The record is from RefSeq and is a predicted model, not a curated record. The transcript has 14 exons. Gene Ontology annotation, molecular function: intraciliary transport particle B binding; protein binding. Bases 96 to 2045 code for a protein of 649 amino acids. Gene Ontology annotation, cellular component: intraciliary transport particle B; axonemal microtubule. Lineage: Eukaryota; Metazoa; Arthropoda; Insecta; Orthoptera; Acrididae. Gene Ontology annotation, biological process: intraciliary transport.